GGCUCCUCGCUUCAAUAUCACCAUCAGAUGACACUAACACGUGUUGUCAUAUCGCGCUGGCGCCAGGCCAAAUUAAUCCAGGAUUAACACACAGACCACUCAAUGACUACAAACUCAGUUGACGGACGCUCUUUCAGUUGCAGAAGACUCGAUCGCUUGAAACGAAACAGUGGAGCCCAUAGAAAUCAACAAUAGAAAUAUAAAGUAGAAAAUCGGAAUCUAAUAGCGACAUGGGAUCUAAAGGAGUGUUUUUGGUGGUGUUACUGAGUGCGUUAACAGCGUAUUACGUUUAUUUACCUAUUCCGAAUAACAUAGAGGAGAGAUGGAAACUCAUGCUCACUGACUCGUUCUUCAGAAGUUUGAGCCACUUGGCAGAACUUACUGAGCAGCUGGGACUUUUGGACUACAUGAAAGUCAUGAUGUUCAUCACCUUUGCGGAGCGAGUGGUACCAGUGUCGGAUGAUAGGGUGCAAGUGGUCGAUGAGAGUUUUGAGGGGGUGGAGGUCAUUGUGUAUCAGCCUGCACAGAAAGAAGACACAGGAGAGCAAAAAAGAGCCAUUAUUUACCUGCAUGGAGGAGGAUGGUGUCUGGGCAGCUCGCGUGAGUUUUGUUAA
Molecule: messenger RNA, 614 nt
Organism: Triplophysa rosa
Lineage: Eukaryota; Metazoa; Chordata; Actinopteri; Cypriniformes; Nemacheilidae
Product: arylacetamide deacetylase-like
Exons: 2
Coding region: 231-614 (127 amino acids)
Source: RefSeq, a predicted model, not a curated record